AUGCAGACAUCUUCAGACAGCGGAGACACAGGGAGAACUGCUCAAGUUUAGAGACAUAGAUACAGUGUUGAGUUAUGACCACUUGGGGGAUCAGUUUAGUGCAGCCCACCGGAUUAUUUAGAAAUGUCUUCAUGAUUGGAAAAAAGACAUUAAAGUAGAAGACUAUUGGUAACAAAAUGAUGAAAACUGUAAAAAUAAGCAUGGAGACAGGAAGAAAGCAGAUGCCAGGCUACCACAUCUGUAAUAAUAGACACAUGGCAGUAGACUUGUGCCAAAAUGAGAUCCGAGACUCUGACCUACGGCGGCACCCACAACUCCAGGCAGACAUCGAGGCAUUUAAAACCCAUUACUCGAUGUCUGCAGUCUCUGUCAGAGAAUACAUGACAAUUGAUGAAGUGGAUAUUGAUCUCAUCAUCAAAUCUGACUUUUUAAAUGCUCCUGUUACAAAAGCUUGGAAAAUAAACUCAUCUGAGCCUAUAAUAAUUCGCCUUCACUUUUCCUUGUCACAUUAUCUAGAUGGUCCUGCACCAACAGUUGAAGUGUUUCAGCCAUCAAACAAAUAUAGUUUUUGUAUUGGAAAGCAACUACAAAAUAUUUUGACAGCGUUCAUUAAUAAUGAGUGGAGGAACCUUACCAAUGAGAAGGUCAUAUGCCAUCAAAAGAGGAGACACAGCUGGUUCAGGCCAGCCGGGACCAUCAAGAAAUUCAGAGCAAGGCUUAACAUUUGGCUGCCAUCAUCUAAGUCUAAUGAUCCACUGGAAUCCAGUGGAAGAAGUAGGAUUAUUUUGCCAACUGUGAAUUUGAAUCGCUUUUCGAACACAACUACAUCAUAUGCCAUUAAAAACGCAACUGGAGAGCUUUUCGCCUACACACCAAGUGGAAAAAGAGUGACAGUAUCAGCGGUAAAGUCCUCAACACAGCUCAGCACCAAACAGCUGAUAGAGCUCCUCUUCUCCACUCAGGCCAUUAGACACUGUAAGACUGCCCCAACUCUGCAGCAUGGAUUCUUAGUCCAGAUAAUGAAGUAUGCAGAGCAGAGGCUUCUAACACUAAAUGAAUACUGUGUCAUUUGUGAUGAGAGGCAUGUGUUUCAGAAUGGUCCACUGUUAAAGCCUGCCGUUUGCACAAGGGAACUAUGUGUAUUUUCCUUUUAUACUCUUGGAGUUAUGUCAGAAGUUACUGAAGAGGUUGCCACUGGUGCAGAGGUAAUUGACCUGCUGGUGGCCAUGUGCAGAGCUGCUCUCCAGUCCAAACGUAAAAGCAUUAUAUUUGAGCCUUAUCCAUCUAUAGUUGAUCCUUGCAACCCUAAAACCCUUGCUUUCACCCCUAAGAGAAAGAGCUAUGACAGGCUGCAAGCAGCCUUGGACAACGUCUUGCUGGUGAGGCAGCUUUCACAGGGCCCAUAUUGUGACCUUAAAAAGCAGAUGGAUGAGAUGGACCCUUUAGCUCAUCCCUUAUUACAAUGGAUUUUAGCAAGCAACAGAUCACACAUUAUCAAGCUUCCACUAAACAGGCAGCUAAAGUUCAUGCACACACCUCACCAGUUUCUACUCAUCUGUAGUCCUCCAUACAAAGAAGUACGCUUUCAAAUGGCUAGAAAGCUUUAUGGUAGCACCUUUGCUUUCCAUGGUUCUCAUAUUGAAAAUUGGCACUCUAUUUUGAGAAAUGGUUUGAUCAAUGCCUCUUUCACUAAAUUACAGCUUCAUGGUGCAGCCUAUGGAAAAGGCAUCUAUCUGAGUCCUAACUCUGGGAUCUCCUUUGGUUAUUCAGAAAUGGGUUACGGUCAACAUGAUCUGCUCAGUAAAGAGGAACUUAAAAACAAAUACAAUAGAAUCAACAGACUAACGGAAGAGCCUGCACAAGCCAGAUUUCUCAAAAGUAAAACUAUAAACUGCGUUGCACUUUGUGAAGUGAUUUUGUCUAAAGAGCUUCAGCAGCAUGGGAACAUCUGGGUUUGUCCUGUACCGGACCAUGUUUGCACUAGAUUCCUCUUUGUAUAUGAGAAUGGCCAAGUGGGAGAUGUCCACAUCAACACUCAGGACGAUGAGAUCCACAAUGAAAUUUUACAAGCAAUCAGUAAAGGCCCCUUUUGA
Molecule: messenger RNA, 2093 nt
Organism: Boleophthalmus pectinirostris (great blue-spotted mudskipper)
Lineage: Eukaryota; Metazoa; Chordata; Actinopteri; Gobiiformes; Gobiidae
Product: protein mono-ADP-ribosyltransferase PARP6-like
Exons: 23
Coding region: 177-2093 (638 amino acids)
Biological process (GO): endoplasmic reticulum unfolded protein response
Cellular component (GO): membrane; nuclear envelope; intracellular anatomical structure
Molecular function (GO): protein serine/threonine kinase activator activity; NAD+ poly-ADP-ribosyltransferase activity; kinase binding
Source: RefSeq, a predicted model, not a curated record